AUACAAGAUUUGGCACAGCCGAAUAUAGAACUCUUACUUGUUUUUUCUAUAAUACUUAAAUCUACUUUCCAAACAUCUCUAACCAAAAACAAUCCUCUUACUUUUAGUUAUUGAAGUAGCAUGCCGAGAAUAUGGUGACUAUCACAAGAGUAUGGUGAAAGCCAUUGAUAAUGGUAAAGUUUAUCGCUGGCAACCAGAAUCUGAAUAUAAACAUCCGAAAUCUAUAACACCCACUAAAUCUGAUACUACCUCGGGUGCUUCCUCAUUCGAUGAAAUCGAACAAUUUGAAAUGGAUUUUGAUGUGAAAAAAUUCAAGUCAACAACUACAUGGUGGAUGCAAUAUAAACUAUUAUUGCAACGUAUGAUAGUAAAGAUGUGGCGAGAUAAAUCCUAUAUAAAAUUAAAAUUUUAUAUGAAUAUAUGUCUUGGCCUCUUAGUAGGUGGUAUAUUUUUGGGUGUGGGAAAUGAUGCGACAAAAGCAUUAUUUAAUUUUGGCUUUGCAUUUACCAUAGUAAUCGGUUAUUUGUAUUUGCCAUUGAUGCCGGUGUUAUUACAAUUUCCUACCGAAAUGAAAUUACUAAAACGCGAAUAUUUUAAUCAAUGGUAUGGUUUAAGUUCUUACUAUUUGGCCAGCAUCACCUCCAAAUUUCCCUUUAUGUUUAUUUUGGCCUUUAUCUAUCUAUCCAUGGUCUAUGUUAUGUCCGGUCAGCCAUUGGAGCUUUUUAGAUUUGCCAUGUUAUUUUUAAUAGCCAUACUUACAGCCCAAAUAUCUGAUAGUAUGGGUAUGGUUAUAGCCUCCCGAUUAAGUUUAGUGAAUGCCAUGUUUAUGGGUCCCGUUAUGGCUUGUCCUUUAAUUUUACUCUCUUUUUUUGGCAUGGGCUAUGGCAGAGAAAUUGAAAUAUCGGUUUUUAUGAAAUUCGUUAUGAAAUUAAGUUAUCUACGCCAUGGUUUGGAGGGUCUAGUCGAAGCCCUCUAUGGCUAUGAUCGUGCCGAUACUAUAUGUCCACCCAGCGAAAUGUUUUGCAUGUACAAAAAUGCUCAAUUUCUGUUAACACUUUUGGGUUUUGAAGACAUUCAUUAUUGGACCUCUGUAGCGUAUCUAGUUGUUUUUUAUAUAUUCUUUACUGCUGCGGGUUAUAUAAUAAUUAAACAUCGUUUAUCGGCUUCUGCGGGAUCGAAUCGUUUACUGCAGUAUAUUAGUCAAAUGCUGGUUAAAUACUUUAAUUUUACGUCGUAUAAAUAUUAACAUUAAAAUAGUUUUCAUUUUAUUUAAAUAAUUUUUUUAUAUUUAAAUUUUAUUUUUAAUUUGCUAUAAGUACGAAGGGAAAGUUGUAUUAUACAUAUUCUUUAGUUAGCUUAAACAUGUAUAGAUUAUAAAAUAAAAAUGGUGAUAUUAGUUUAAGGAUAAUUUUUUACUGAAAAUAUUUUGUUAAUAAAGAAUAAAAA
Messenger RNA from Lucilia cuprina (Australian sheep blowfly), 1446 nucleotides. RefSeq names its product ATP-binding cassette subfamily G member 4-like. NCBI's taxonomy places the organism in Eukaryota, Metazoa, Arthropoda, Insecta, Diptera, Calliphoridae. The transcript is spliced from 3 exons. Gene Ontology annotation, cellular component: plasma membrane. Gene Ontology annotation, molecular function: ABC-type transporter activity. The record is from RefSeq and is a predicted model, not a curated record. The coding region runs from base 152 to 1246 and encodes 364 amino acids.